Messenger RNA from Loa loa (African eye worm), 273 nucleotides. RefSeq lists its product as hypothetical. The transcript is spliced from 2 exons. Lineage: Eukaryota; Metazoa; Nematoda; Chromadorea; Rhabditida; Onchocercidae. Gene Ontology annotation, molecular function: hexosyltransferase activity. Gene Ontology annotation, cellular component: membrane. The coding region runs from base 1 to 273 and encodes 90 amino acids. The record is from RefSeq and is a predicted model, not a curated record.
AUGAAAAUUAUUGAGGAAAGCAAAAAAUACAAUGAUUUGAUUGUCACAUCGCUUACCGAUAUUUAUGAUACUCUGACACUUAAGGUUUAUACAGCAAUGUAUUUCAAGCAACAAUAUUGUCAAAAUAUCACAUAUUAUGUCAAAGUAGACGAUGAUGUCGUGCUUCAUCUAGAUCGUCUUAAUCAGCAAGCUAAUUCAUUUUCUAAUUUAGCUCAUAUUUAUGGAGCUAUACGUUACAAAGAUCCUGUCGUCAGACGACGAAUGGAUAAAUAG